Molecule: messenger RNA, 1142 nt
Organism: Loa loa (African eye worm)
Lineage: Eukaryota; Metazoa; Nematoda; Chromadorea; Rhabditida; Onchocercidae
Exons: 7
Coding region: 271-933 (220 amino acids)
Source: RefSeq, a predicted model, not a curated record
GUUUAAGCGAAUCGUCCGCCUUCAAUUUGGAUUUGCUCGUGAAUUCUUCAGCUCGCUUUCACAGUGUUUCUCGUUUCAGGCAGUUUAACGGUUAAUUCAGCUUCACUCAUGCUUUGUUUGCUCCAUGUCGAUCGACGGCAAGAGUUGAAAUUUCAAAUUGUCCCAAAUUGUUAUUUCGCACUUCUGCACUUUUUCAGUUAAUCCAGUUAAUCGCUCAUCAUCAAAUACCUCAUCCUGACCUUCGAAACGUCCAAGAAUCGUAAAAAUCCGAUGCCGGCCGGAAAGGAACAGGGCAAGCGCGAUAAUUAUAAGAAGCCUCCGAACAAGGGAUUUUCAACUGCUUCAUGGGAGGAUCGUUUAUCGCACAGUGAAGAGGAUGACGAUGGCGAUAUCACCGAUCCGGAAUUGAUUGCUGAAAAGGAGUAUGCUUUGGAACAUGGUUCGGAAUUCGACAUGAAUUUUGUUGGCGGGGGGGAUGUUGCAAUGGCGAUUGGCGGUGGGGCAGAACAUAGAUCUGUCGAUAAGACGAAGAAAGAUGCGCUGAUUUCUGCCAAAAUUAAGCAGGCAAAAGCGGAUCGCAAAGCGCGUGGAAGAGGCGUUUCUGGAAGCAUGUGUAAAAAGGAUAAGGAUAUUUCGUAUGGCGGUUUCCAUACGCUCAUGGAUAUGGACGUGUACUAUGGGUUGGAUAAUGAAUACGGCACUUAUAUGUCAGAUACCGAGGAGCCUUUCGAUGACGACGACGGCUAUGAGGGCGCGGCUGGCCAAAAAAAGGAGGAGGUAGACCAUUCGGAAGUUAAUCUCAUCGAUGAGGGCGUAAACCAACUAUCUUUGAAUGAUGCCGAUGAGAAGGAGGAUGAUGAUCGUCCAGGACCGAGUCGAUCGUCCCAUGGAACAGGCGAUGAUGGAAAACCGAAGCGCCUCUACCGCAUGUAAAUCUGUUGGUACUGAAGCCACAGAUGCCUAUAAUUGGUUAUUAACACUACUCGUUUUCUUUUGUUGUUUUUGUCGGGUCUUAACUGUGCUAAUUUUAUAUCUGUGCUUUAAUAGAUCUGUGUAUAUUUGGUUUCAGUGAUGUUUUCAGGAGUAUUUGUCAUUGUUAUUGAGUUGAAUUCAUUCCAGUUACAUAUAAAUUGCGUUUUAAC